Cynara cardunculus var. scolymus (artichoke) is the source of this 1477-nucleotide messenger RNA. Its product is annotated as probable purine permease 11. The transcript is spliced from 3 exons. Gene Ontology annotation, cellular component: membrane. Bases 107 to 1417 code for a protein of 436 amino acids. Gene Ontology annotation, molecular function: purine nucleoside transmembrane transporter activity. The record is from RefSeq and is a predicted model, not a curated record. NCBI's taxonomy places the organism in Eukaryota, Viridiplantae, Streptophyta, Magnoliopsida, Asterales, Asteraceae.
UUGGCGUUGGAGAAACGCAUGGAAAACCCUAAAUUCUUUAUAAAUACUUUCAAAUUCUUGAAAUACUCACCAAUCUUUCGCUCAAAACUUCACCGCUCUUGACAACAUGACAGAUAAUGAAGAUUUGAUUGUGGUAAACGAUGGUCAAUCUAUCCCAUUGCCACUCGCCAAACUUAAGCGUUGGCAAUGGUGGACUCUCAUUGUCAUCAACAUAUGUUUCCUCCUUAUUGGUCAAGUUGUCGCUGUUCUUCUUGGCCGGUUUUAUUACGAUCAAGGUGGGAAUAGUAAAUGGAUGGCUACACUUGUUCAAACCAUCGGAUUUCCCAUCCUUUUCGUCCCAUUUUUUCUUUUUCCUUCGUCUAAACAAAUACCAACUACACCCACCACAUCUUUUUCGCUUCCGGUUGUUUUAUUGUUCUACUUAAUAAUUGGUACCGUUAUUGCUGGUGACAACAUGUUGUAUUCUGUGGGAUUAUUAUACCUUUCAGCCUCUACUUAUUCACUCAUUUGCGCUACCCAAUUGGCCUUCAAUGCAGUUUUUUCAUAUUUCAUAAAUUCCCAGAAGUUUACGGCUUUAAUUUUCAAUUCUGUGGUGGUUCUUUCUUUAUCGGCAUCUCUGCUUGCCGUUAACGAUGAUUCUGAUAGGCCUUUGGGAGUCACAAAUGGGAAAUAUUUUAUUGGUUUCAUGGCUACACUUGCUGCGUCUGCUCUUUAUGCUCUUUUACUUUCAGUUAUGCAGCUUUCUUUUCAAAAGUUAAUCAAGAAAGAAACUUUUUCUGUUGUUCUUGAGCUGCAAAUCUACACUUCUUUCUUUGCCACUUGUGUCUCCACUAUCGGUCUUUUUGCUAGUGGUGAGUGGCGGACUUUGAGCGGAGAAAUGGACGGUUUUGGGAAGGGGGGUCUGGCUUAUGUGAUGACAUUGGUGUGGACCGCGGUGGCUUGGCAGGUGUGUUCUGUUGGUGUGGUGGGGUUGAUUUUUGUGGUGUCGUCGUUGUUUUCUAACGUCAUUAGUACACUGUCGCUGGCUCUGACGCCGCUGGCGGCGGUGGUGGUGUUUCAUGACAAUAUGAAUGGCGUAAAAGUAAUAGCGAUGCUGAUGGGCUUGUGGGGUUUCUCUACUUACAUUUAUCAGAACUAUCUUGAUGAUCUUAGCAUGAAGAGAAAACAAAGGGACGCAAAUGCCAAUGUUUGGAAUGGAGGUGAUGAAUUUCCUCUUUGGGUAAUUGUGGAUCAUGGAAAUGGGAUGGUGGCUUUUGGUGGUGGUGGUAGCAGCGGCGGUGGCCGUGACAGAGUUGUUAUUGGCGGUGGUGAUAUAAAUUUCGUGUUUUUUUCCAUAUGCAAAACAAUGUAUGAAACAACACUGGAUGAACAUUUAAUGCUUUACAUGUGUUGUUUUCAUAUGUACGAGGAUACAUGAAGCCGGUUUGUAAUAUUUAUUGAGUUUGUAUUUGAUUUGUUCUAUACUCUCAUAUUGAUC